UGGGUGGGAAAGGGAAGCUGCAAGAAUCCGAAAAUAUCUGUUUCCUGGACAAACACUGAUGUGAAAUAUUGAGGGGAACAAACACCUAUAAUUCCCUAUGAAGGUCGCUGAAAUCCUGUCAGAUCUGACAUCUCUGAGGGCUUGCGGCCAUGCCGAAGCACUCGCACUCGUGAAUGUCCACAAGACCAUCGCGAACUCAGAUCCGCAGCAGCAGAACCGGCAGCAGACUGAACAGGUCCUUUCCCCAAAUGUUGGCGAAUCAACCCCAACCACGCAAUCCGAAGACCUGCGCCGCGCAAAAGAUCUGGUUGAGCUUCAUAAUGAUAUCAAGUUAAAGCAGCUGAACAGGCACAAUGGUGGCUUGAAUGAGGAGCUUCAGAAGGCACGCCGGGAUGUUGAUCGCGUGUUGCAGGAGUUGGGGUAACUGAAGGGGAAAAGGAAGCAGCGGAUUCGUUAAGCAUCACAUGUAUACCCAGCGAUUGCCAACAAUGUCUCUACGGUCUUGACUCAUAGGGAACGGCGGAGUCCAUCGUAUGGAGUUCUUGACGAGAUUCUUGAUUCAUAGUCAAAUCCCACUCCGAAUAUCGAAGUGAACGACAGGCCAAAUGUAACGCGGGGACUAGUGUUGACCAUGGGUUUCGAGGCUCCGAUGAAGCUUCACAGCGGUCAGUUGUUGUAUGCAUCUCCAAUGUAUACGCUAGAAAUCCUAAUAUGAACAUUCAUGAACUC
Histoplasma capsulatum G186AR is the source of this 729-nucleotide messenger RNA. RefSeq lists its product as uncharacterized. The record is from RefSeq and is a predicted model, not a curated record. Lineage: Eukaryota; Fungi; Ascomycota; Eurotiomycetes; Onygenales; Ajellomycetaceae. The transcript has 2 exons. The coding region runs from base 98 to 424 and encodes 108 amino acids.